AUGCCUUUCAGUAUACGACGAACAGUCGUCGAGUAAAGACGUGUUUGUGUUACAGAAAUGUGCGCGGCGAUCGACAUGUUGGCGUCGGAGUCCUUCUAUGGACACAGUCCCCCGGCUGGCUUCCUAUCAGACUACAGCAUUCAAGCCCCAAGAAGACCAACAAAGCUCACAUCCAGAGGUUUCUCAGCACCAUGUUUGACGCCUCUAAAACCUGUGCAUCUAACAUUAAAGUCAGCACCGCGAUCGUGUAUAAGAAUAUCAAAUGAGAAGAAAAAGAAGAAAGUGGUUUUCGCUGAUGACAGAGGAUUUGCACUUGAACAUAUCAAGUUUAUGACUGAACCAUCACAUGUGCCACCUUAUUGGGCGUUGAGGAUAGUCUCCAGCCCCCCAUCGGAGAGGAAACCGCCACCAAAACCAGCUGAUUUAUGGGAAACGAGAUUCGUGCAGCCAGCGUCUGAUUACGUGGAGUUUAGGAGAAGAAUCACCCAAGAUUGUGUGUCGUUAGAAAAUGUGAUUAUCAAACAAGACGAGUGCGCGGUAGACGGUACUGUUAAGGUUAAAAAUCUGGACUUUGCUAAAGAAGUUUUCGUCCGAACGUCCUCAGACGGGUGGUUGACGAGCGAAGAUACGUUUUGCGCGUUCGUCGAAACUGGCCCUUUGAACCAGAAUGGAGUGUCAACAUAUGACACAUUUGGGUUCCGACUACAGCUCCCGAUCCACUCCAGAAGACUAGAUUUCUGCGUCUGUUUCAAAUGCAAAGGACAGGAAUUUUGGGAUAAUAACGGGGGUUCGAAUUAUACGAUAGAAAAGUCAUCGGUCCGGAGUCAACCGGCGAUUUCAUGUGCCCGCAUCAAGUACGGUAACUCUUGGACUACAAGAUCGAAUGGAGACGGAAAUGUGCCUUAUUGGUGAUUAAUAAAUGACUCUAAAUGAAUAAGUGAUCGAAAGCCGUCCUGGCUGGUGAUUUGUGCCAUAUAAUGGUUCCUAGAGAAAUUUGAAGGUCUGUAUAUUUUGUUUUUCUGUCCAAAACAGAUU
This is a messenger RNA of Spodoptera exigua (beet armyworm), 1035 nucleotides long. NCBI's taxonomy places the organism in Eukaryota, Metazoa, Arthropoda, Insecta, Lepidoptera, Noctuidae. The record is from the annotation of a GenBank genome assembly.